Molecule: messenger RNA, 1422 nt
Organism: Cercocebus atys (sooty mangabey)
Lineage: Eukaryota; Metazoa; Chordata; Mammalia; Primates; Cercopithecidae
Product: nascent polypeptide-associated complex subunit alpha, muscle-specific form-like
Exons: 5
Coding region: 1-1158 (385 amino acids)
Source: RefSeq, a predicted model, not a curated record
AUGUUUGGGAAACGGCCCCGCCCGCGGCCUCCGGGACCUGGCGAAGGAGCCCCGCGGGGCGCCCCUGCUACCACCCUGCGCGGCGUCGGCCCAGUCCCCGCGAGCGCCCGGCUGCCCCUGCCCGUGGGCCGCACCGGAGCCGCGCAAGGCGACUGUUCAGCGCCUCGGCUCGGGGAUCCGACCCGCUGCGCACGGCGUCCGGUGGCCACAGAGAGCGGCCAUCGAGUCCCUCCCCGGCGCGGCGCCCCGGUCUCCCGGCCCGCCCGCUCCCCUUGCGGGGGGUCCCAGCGAGGCCGCCACCCCGGGGUCGCCGUCUCCACCUCUCCGCAGUCGGGGCAGCAGCUCGCCCCUCUUUCCCACAUAUCCGUCCAGAGGAGUUUCCCGCUCUCCGUGCGCGUGGCCCACCCCAGGCCCCUCCGGGAGUGCUGGCGCGCGCGUGCAGGGGUGUCCCGGGAGCGUCGUGACCCCAAGGGGGUCUUGCGGUUUAAGGAGCGGCCGGGGCGACGCCAAGUGAACCCCCCUCCCCGGGACGCACGUGCGUCCGGCCGCCCGACACUGUCGCCUUGGGGAGCCCGCGGGUUUGGGUUCGGGUCCGGGUCUCCUGGAGAGCUUUCCGCCGAGCGCCUCUGGGUUCUUCAGAGCCCCGGCGGCUGGCGAUCUGCGUUCCAGGCAGCCCCUUACCUUGCGGGAGGGUGCUCCAGGGCGAGGCGAGGCGCCGAAAGCAAGGCGCUGGGCCGCCUGCGUCUGCCAGGGCCGCGGGUCCAAGGCUUUCUGGAGGAUUCCGCGGCGGAGCGUGCGCGCCCCAGGCCAGACAGGGCCUGUGCCAGACGGAGAGUCCCUUCCCGCAGGAUCCCACGACACAGUUUGCUGUCACCUCUCCUUACAGAGUCUGAACGGUGCCGAACUGUCAGCACCAUCUGUCCGGUCCCAGCAUGCCUUCUGAGACCCCCCAGGCAGAAGUGGGGCCCACAGGCUGCCCCCACCUCUCAGGGCCACAUUCGGCACAGGGGAGCCUGGAGAAGGGGCUCCCAGGGGAUAAGGAAGCCAAGGAGCCCCUGUGGAUCCGGCCCGAUGCCCCGAGCAGGUGCACCUGGCAGCUGGGCCGACCUGCCUCUGAGUCCCCGCAUCACCACACUGUCCCGUAAGUCCUGCUUUUGAUCACAAGAGGGUUGAUCUGUAACCUGCAGGGCAGGAGUUUGUUACCUGGAUACCACACAGCCAGGAGGACAUGAGGUGUGGCCCCCCUGUAGUCACUCUGGGUUGAGGAGCUGGGGGUGGGGGCAUGCUUUGUAGAUGAGGCUCUGAGGCCAAGGCUUCCUUAUGCUGCAGCCCAGCGCCUAGGCCAGCACCUGGCAAGACAGUGGAUGCUCACGAGGUAUUUCCGGGAGCUGGAAUGCAGUGGCGCAAUCAUGGCUUGCUGCA